This is a messenger RNA of Pestalotiopsis fici W106-1, 3069 nucleotides long. RefSeq lists its product as uncharacterized. Gene Ontology annotation, cellular component: nucleus. Gene Ontology annotation, biological process: mismatch repair. The record is from RefSeq and is a predicted model, not a curated record. NCBI's taxonomy places the organism in Eukaryota, Fungi, Ascomycota, Sordariomycetes, Amphisphaeriales, Sporocadaceae. Gene Ontology annotation, molecular function: mismatched DNA binding; ATP binding; ATP-dependent DNA damage sensor activity. The coding region runs from base 1 to 3069 and encodes 1022 amino acids. The transcript is spliced from 2 exons.
AUGCGCAGAGCAGCGUGUCGGCGCCUGGCUUCCACCCUGGUCACCAGGCGCCGGCCGACAUGUCUGGCACCAUGGGUCAUGAUAUCAAAGGGCCAUCACGAGGGGGACAGCAGCGGUGGUGGUGGCAACGCGUCGUCGAUGCCGCAGCAGCUGGACAGUGGACUGCCACGACGAUAUCAACAGCAGCAGCAGCAGCAGAUCCGGGGUAAAAAGACCAAGACAACUAUAAGUCUGGCCGACUUGCCACAGGGUCCCAUUAGGAACCUUCCGCCUGAGACGCCGACGUCGCCGUCGGUGCAAGAGGAGCAGCAGGAGGAUGCGCCCGCGUAUCCGACUGUCGUGAUGCAGGCCCGGCGCAACAUGGCUCGCUUCGACAAUUGCGUCUUGCUCACGCGUGUUGGGGGCUUCUACGAGCUCUAUUUCGAACACGCCGAGGAGUACGGUCCCUUGCUCAACCUCAAGGUUGCGUCCAAAAAGACCAAUGCUGGACCUGUACCCAUGGCCGGAUUCCCCUUUUUCCAAUUAGACCGCUUCCUCAAGGUACUGGUCCAGGAAUUCAACUGCUAUGUUGCCAUUGCCGAGGAAUUCCCCAAUGAUGCUGGAGACAAGGUCAAGUCGAAUGGUCUGAUGCACGACAGAAAAGUGACGCGCAUUAUUACGCCGGGCACGCUCAUUGAUGAAAAUUUUAUUGAUCCUUAUGCCAACAACUAUGUCAUGGCUAUCCAUCUUGGCGUUUCUGAUGCAGAUGCCGCUUCUUCUGAAGAGUCUAUACAGCAGGACGGGUCGAAUGCGGAAGAAUCGCUUCACCCGGCUGCAGAGCCUGUCGGUUUGGCGUGGCUGGAUAUUUCAACCGGCCAAUUCUAUACGCAGUCGACUACAAUCGGUGGAUUGUCGUCCAUUCUAUCCCGUGUCGGCCCUCGUGAGAUUGUCAUUGACAAAGCUUUACAAGCGCAAAAAGAUCAUUCGUUGUUCACGAUAUUGGCCGAAGACAAGCAUCUCAUAUCCUUUACUCCCCACACCACACUCAUGCCAACCGAAGAGUGGAUUUCAAUGCUCGAGUCUGAGAUAUCGGCAAACACAUUGAAGAGCUUCACCCCAGACGAGACCAGCGCAGGUAGUCUUUUACUUCAGUAUGUUCGGGACCGCCUCCUCGGCCUCAGCAUGAAGCUGCAACCCCCAGUACGACACGAGAGCCUGCAGGUUCUCACUAUCGACAAGAACAGCAUGCGGUCUCUGGAGAUCAAGCAGACCAUGAGGGACGGCGCAUUCAAGGGCAGUCUACUGCAUGCAGUCAGGAGAACGGUGACGAAAAGUGGCGCCAGGCUCCUCAAUGACUGGCUCAGCGCCCCGUCCACUGAUUUAGAAACCAUCACCAAGCGCCAGGACCUUGUGGAGUAUUUUAUCAAGUAUCCGGAUCUACGAGAUGAGAUUAUACAACUGCUCAGAAGGAGCCACGACUCUCAACGUCUCGUCCAAAAAUUUGCCUUUGGCCGUGGCGAUCCCGAUGACCUCGUGGGGUUGGCAGCCACCAUUCGAGCUACAGAGGACAUAGUGCAACUUCUAUCUUCCCAAGGGUCUACAGAAUCCCCGACUUCUCACCCCUUUGCUGAUAUCUUGUCUCGUAUCUCGCUCGACGAGCCGUCCAAGCUCGCGGCGCGCAUCCGCUCCUCCAUUGACGAAGACGGCCUCUCAGCCCAGCACCAGCUGGAAGACAGCGAGGCCGGCCAGCUUCUGGCCAUGGCCUCGGAUGUGGUAAGCAGCGAGGGCACGACCGAGGAGGCCGCGUCCAUCCUCCCCAAGUCCGCGGCCUCCAAGAUCAAGAAGGCGGGUGGCGGUGGACGACCAACCUCGAUCCGGGAUCACUACGAUGCAGACAAUCCGACCUUUACCAUGAAAUCCGGCGCGAGCCCAGCUCUCUCGGCACUACACACGGAGCUCGAUGGCCUGUUACAAGAGCGGUUGACGCUGGCGGAAACGUUGGCCGCCGACUUCUCUGCGCCCUCGCUCACCCUGCGCUGGACGCCCAACCUCGGCCACAUUGUCCACGUAAAGGGCAAGGACGUGCGCCAGCUCCCGUCGGACCUGGCCGCCCUCACCUCGUCCCGCUCGACGCGCACCUUUGCCCUGCCGGCGUGGACGUCGCUGGGCCAGUCCCUGCACCAGACGCGGUUCGCCAUCGCGGCGGCCGAGACGCGUCUCCUGGCCCAGCUGCGCGAGCACGUGGUCCGGAACCUCGUCAAGCUGCGGCGCAACGCCGCGGCCCUCGACGCCCUCGACGUGACCACGUCGCUGGCGCGCCUGGCCGCCGACCACGGCCUGGUGCGCCCCUUGCUCUCGGCGUCGCACACGGCGCACCGCGUCAUGGGCGGGCGCCACCCGACCGUCGAGCUGGGGCUGCGCGCCGCGGGGCGCUCGUUUGCGCCCAACGACUGCCUGGUCGGCGCGCCGUCCCAGGGGCGGCUGUGGCUCGUCACGGGCCCCAACAUGGCGGGCAAGUCGACCUAUCUGCGGCAAAACGCCCUCAUUACCAUCUUGGCGCAGACGGGUUGCUUUGUGCCCGCGGCGCACGCCGAGCUGGGCGUUGUCGACGCCAUCUUUAGCCGCGUGGGCUCGGCGGAUAAUCUGUACGGCGACCAGAGCACCUUCAUGGUCGAGAUGCUCGAGACGGCGCAGAUCCUACGGUCCGCCACGGCGCGGUCGUUUGUCAUCAUGGACGAGAUUGGCCGCGGCACCACGCCCGACGACGGGACGGCGGUCGCCUUUGCGGCGCUGUGGCACCUGGUCACGGUCAACAAGUGCCGUGCGCUGUUCGCCACGCAUUUCCACGAGCUGGCGGACCUGGUGCGGGCGCGGGAGAUGCACGUCGAUCAAGGCGGCGAGGUGGAGUGCUAUUGUACGGACCUGGCCGAGGACGGGCGAGGCGGGUUCGUCUACGUGCACAAGCUACGAAGGGGCAUCAACAGGCAGAGUCACGCGCUAAAAGUGGCCAAGUUGGCUGGAAUGCCAGAAGCGGCGGUGACAAUGGCCACCGAGAUACUGGCUCACGGCAAGAAAACUAAUGGGUCAUAA